CCAGAAGCCUGAAGCCGAGCUGGCCGUGUGGGCUGCAGGGUGGCGCUGCUCGCCCGGGUAGUUGAGUCCUCCAGAGGGAGACACGCAGUGUUGCUAUUCAAGAUGCAGUUCAUGCUUCUGUUCAGUCGACAAGGAAAGCUCAGGCUUCAGAAGUGGUACGUGCCUCUGUCUGAUAAGGAGAAGAAGAAGAUCACCAGAGAGUUGGUGCAGACGGUGCUGGCUCGAAAGCCCAAAAUGUGCAGCUUUCUGGAGUGGAGAGACAUGAAGAUUGUAUAUAAGAGAUACGCCAGCCUGUACUUCUGCUGCGCGAUAGAGAACCAGGACAACGAGCUGAUCACUCUGGAGAUCAUCCACAGAUACGUGGAGCUGCUGGACAAAUACUUCGGCAGUGUUUGUGAGCUGGACAUUAUCUUUAACUUUGAGAAGGCGUACUUCAUCCUGGAUGAGUUCCUGCUGGGGGGGGAAGCUCAGGAGACGUCCAAGAAGAACGUUCUGAAGGCCAUCGAGCAGGCGGACCUGCUGCAGGAGAACAUAGACUUUCAGAUGCGCCUGUUUGCAGGUGUGAUGCUCCCAAAUAUGGUCUCUGAGUCCUCUGGUCUUUUCCAGAAUUAGUCCUGCAGCCCCGUCAUGAGUACUUUGCUGUGCCCGUGUACUGAUGGUCCGCCUGCAUGAGUGUGUGCGCUCUGAGCUGCUGUCCGUGUGAAACUCUUCACUUCCAUAUCAACACCUUCACUUUGGAACAUCUAAAGGAGUUCUCCAGAUGUUUGUGGAUGAUUCAUGUGGUGACAUAUGAUCAUGUCUCAUGUUAUUGUUUCACAUCUCUUUAUUAUGACCGCUGUAAAUCAUCACGACCCAGCUGAUGGAAACCCACUCAGACCUCAAAUCAUCUGAAAUGAUUUCCUCAGAUGCGUCUUCUUCACAAAAUCUCUUUUUAUGUUGAUCCCUCAUGGGGGGGGGGCGUGUCCAUAUAAAAUAAACAAAAUAAAUCUGGGGAUAUAUUUCUAAAUCUGAUUUAAAUUCCUUAAUUUUCUUUUUUUAAUCUGAGAGCAGGAGGCAGAACAUCUUUGCCUGGUCGAGCUCUAUGUUUCUAAAUGUUUGUUGUUGUAAUACCCCCCCCCCCCCCUAUGUUCUAAGUAUUCACAUCUUGUGUUAGUGAGUUAUGUAACAUUACUUUAAAGUCACCUGGAUGAAAACACCUGAGUCGUGCUGAGUCAGCCUCUAGUGGCCGGAUCGAGUAUUACAACAACAACACACAUUUAAAUGAGCUUAAAAUAAAGUUUCACCAUCAAAUGUUUCAUCAGCGUGUUUUCACAGAUGAAAGAAAAGUAACUUAGAAAAAUGGACCUGGCAAAAUCUUUUUGCACAUUACAUUAAGAUUACAUUAAGAUUAAGAUUACAUUAAGAUUACAUUAAGAUUAAGAUUACAUUAAGAUUACAUUAAGAUUAAGAUUACAUUAAGAUUACCACAUCAACUCUUUAGAUCAGAUUGAAUGUCCAGAGUUUUAUAUUGUUCAGAGUUCUUCUUUCAGUUUCAGAUUUGUGUUCAUGUCAUCAUGUGUUGUUAGAAGAACAGCUGUUCUGUGUUUAAAUGAUUUCUAGAUGUAAAUGAACAGCAGCCCACUCUCCAGGUGAGUGCUGUUCGUAUUUCUACAUCAUUACGAUAAUAACAGCCUUACUCUUUCUUUAUCUUUUAUAAACGCUGAAUGUUUAGUAUUUAGAGGAUGUUUUUGAUCAUUGUAUAUAAAAGAUAAUAAAUAGUUUAUGAUUGUUUGUCAUGAA
This is a messenger RNA of Cottoperca gobio, 1779 nucleotides long. RefSeq names its product AP-1 complex subunit sigma-2. The transcript has 7 exons. The record is from RefSeq and is a predicted model, not a curated record. Gene Ontology annotation, molecular function: clathrin-cargo adaptor activity. Gene Ontology annotation, cellular component: AP-1 adaptor complex; membrane coat. Bases 103 to 612 code for a protein of 169 amino acids. Gene Ontology annotation, biological process: vesicle-mediated transport; intracellular protein transport. NCBI's taxonomy places the organism in Eukaryota, Metazoa, Chordata, Actinopteri, Perciformes, Bovichtidae.